CCCUAAACAAGAUAACAAAUCAGUAUUGUAUCAGUAUUAUAAAAGCUGUGAAAGAGUCAAAAUUUUGCUUUUUUGAAGAGAAUAUCAAACAUUAUAUGUAUAAAAAAUCGAGACUCUACUAACGUGCAGAUAAAUGAAAAGCAACAUCUCGUUAUUGCUCGGCUUAUAUCGCUUGAACUUACAUUUAAGAUCAAUAUAAUGCAGAACGAACGAGAAAUUACGGAAGAACAAGAUUCUUCCGGCACUAAUACUGAAAGCUGUCCAAAAGAGAAACAGAUAGAAACUCUAUCUUCGUAUCAGAAGAGUUAUUGUCAACUUCGGUACGAGGCGAAUACAAUUGAUUAUGUCUGGAAACUUGAUCGCUGCUCAAAACUUUUGAAAUUUUUAAAACCAAUAUUGUCUAUGCCAUUCCCAGAAUCCACAUCUCAAUAUGUAAUCCAAAUAGAAGUAUCUAUCGCAUCCGAAUGGUCGUCAAGUUUAGUAAAAUUUUAUCUACUUACUAAAGUAUCAUUUAAUGGUACUUGUGAUGUGUUUAUAAUUGAUAAGUAUAGCAAGAUACAUGUUAAUUCGAUUUGUGGCGUUCUAUCAAAUAUGACAUUAUUAUAUGAAACUACAGUAAAAACAUUGUGUGAUGACCUGGAUAAAGACACGCUUACGAUGGGCUUUACGUUCGAGAUUUUGUAUCGAUAUUUAAUCGAUACUAUGCAUAUCGAGGCACUACCAUUAUCUAAACUGUCGCUGACAUACUCAAACUCACAAAAUUCAACUCUUGACGACAUUCCCGAUGGUACAAUCACAUUUGUAUUAAACGGAAAAUAUUAUGACGUAUCCAAAAAGUUAUUACACAAUACUAAAUGUGUUGAAUAUUUCUGUAGUACAUAUAAAGAAAACAUGACGAAUGAUUUAAUCACAAUAAAUGAUAAUGAUAUGCAAGAUGUUUUUCACAUCAUGUUAAUGUAUUUAAAAACCGGUUUAAUAUUGGGAGAAUUUGAUUAUUAUAAGAUUAAAAAAUUGUUAGAAGUGGCUCACAAAUGCGAUUUACAAAAUCUUAAAUUAAUAUGUGAAGAAUAUUUAAUACGCACAAUUACAAUCGAUUCUGUUAUUGAACUUGUGCAACUUGCGUUCUUAAAUAAUGCAAAAAAUUUAGAAAAACAUGCGGCAACCUUUAUUAAAUUCAAUAUACAAGAAAUUAUAAAUAUUAAAGAAUUUCUAUCUCUACCGCAAGAACAUUUAGAUAAAAUAAUUGAAUUAGUCGCGAAAAUUCAAACAUUGAAAUUCGAUACUGAAACACUGUUUGAGCCAUCUUAAUCAAUUGAAAUAUUUGUGAUGUAAGCAUAAUUAUUAUAGGUUUUUUGAAACAUCUGAAUCUAUAAUACAAUCAUAAUUAUAGUCUUUUUCAAAACAAAUAUAGACAAAUUUGUAAAAAAAAAAGUAAAUUUCAGUAAAAAAUUUAAAAAUUCUAUGUUAAGUAAAUAUUAUAUUUUUUCUGUAUUUACGUCUGUAUUUGGCAAUACUGUAUGUAAUACAAACAUUUCCAAUCCUUUUUUAGGUAAU
Messenger RNA from Cataglyphis hispanica, 1554 nucleotides. RefSeq lists its product as uncharacterized. The transcript has 4 exons. The coding region runs from base 199 to 1308 and encodes 369 amino acids. The record is from RefSeq and is a predicted model, not a curated record. NCBI's taxonomy places the organism in Eukaryota, Metazoa, Arthropoda, Insecta, Hymenoptera, Formicidae.